Sugiyamaella lignohabitans is the source of this 1038-nucleotide messenger RNA. It is a transcript of the gene HRR25, whose product is annotated as serine/threonine protein kinase HRR25. Gene Ontology annotation, molecular function: protein serine/threonine kinase activity; ATP binding. Gene Ontology annotation, biological process: endocytosis; peptidyl-serine phosphorylation; signal transduction. The transcript has a single exon. Lineage: Eukaryota; Fungi; Ascomycota; Dipodascomycetes; Dipodascales; Trichomonascaceae. The coding region runs from base 1 to 1038 and encodes 345 amino acids. Gene Ontology annotation, cellular component: nucleus; cytoplasm. The record is from RefSeq and is a predicted model, not a curated record.
AUGGGCAUUGGCCGGCGGGGAAACCAGGUCAAUGUCAUUGAUUUCGGGCUCGCUAAGAAGUUUAGAGACCCUAGAACGUAUAUGCAUAUUCCGUACCGAGAGAACAAGAACUUGACUGGUACUGCACGAUAUGCCAGUAUCAACACCCAUUUGGGUGUCGAACAGAGCCGGAGAGACGAUUUGGAGAGUCUGGCCUAUGUUCUGAUUUACUUUUGUCGCGGUUCUUUGCCGUGGCAAGGACUCAAAGCACAGACAAAGAAGGAGAAAUACGAUCGCAUCAUGGAAAAGAAAAUGACCACAUCGACCGAGGCUUUGACAAGAGGAUUACCCUGCGAAUUUACUAUAAUCCUCAAUUACGCGCGAUCGCUGACUUUCGACGAUAAACCCGAUUAUCUGUAUCUUCACCGAGUUGUCAGAGAACUGUUUAAUCGUCAAGGGUACCAGUAUGAUUAUGUGUUUGACUGGACUAUUUAUAAGCAUCACCAGCAGAAACAGGCGGAAAACAACGGUGCUAAUGGCAGUAAUGCCAAAAAUAACAAUGGAGGCACUGGCGGAGCAGGUGCUGGUGCUACUGGAGGUGCUUCUGUUACCAACAAUGGCAAUGCAGCUGCCUUGCCAUCCAGUUCGCAACCAAAGUUGUUAGGUGGACCGAGUCAAUCCGGGCAAGCUGUGAACCAGUCUUCAAGUGCACAGGCACAGGCUCAAGCUCAAGCUCAAGCAGCUCAAGCACAGGUUCAAGCUCAAGCUCAAGCACAAAUGGCACAGGCUCAAGCGCAACUUCAAGCCCAAGCUCAAUUGCAACGUCAGCAACAGGUUCUGGCCGGUAACGGACAAGGACACGUGAGCCACCCGUCGUCGUCGAAUCUCCACAAUGAGGCCACCGGAGGAUACUACCGGGGUUACGACGACAGCAUGGCCCGAUACAACAAAUCCGGGUCACCUCAAGAACAGGGUGGCCAGGCACAUCCACAAGCCAAACGCCAGGACAGUGACCCGCUGAUUGACGCUCUCCAGCUCGGCAACCAGGCCUGGUUGUAG